Molecule: messenger RNA, 1201 nt
Organism: Cydia amplana
Lineage: Eukaryota; Metazoa; Arthropoda; Insecta; Lepidoptera; Tortricidae
Gene: Arr1
Product: arrestin homolog
Exons: 7
Coding region: 45-1190 (381 amino acids)
Biological process (GO): G protein-coupled receptor internalization; signal transduction
Cellular component (GO): cytoplasm
Molecular function (GO): G protein-coupled receptor binding
Source: RefSeq, a predicted model, not a curated record
GCCAGCCGCAGUGCUAGUGUAGCAGCGAACUAAGUGCAGUCAAAAUGGUGUACAACUUCAAAGUGUUCAAGAAAUGUGCCCCGAACGGGAAACUUACCCUGUAUAUGGCGAAGAGGGAUUUCGUGGAUCAUAUCUCGUUCGUCGAACCUAUUGACGGUGUAGUGGUACUGGACGAAGAGUACGUCCGCGGACGCAAAGUAUGGGGCCAGGUGGUGUGCACCUUCCGCUACGGACGCGAAGAGGAUGAAGUCAUGGGGCUGAACUUCUACAAGGAGCUGUUCUUGGCCUCGGAACAGCUGUACCCUCCGCCGGAGAAGAGGAACUGGGAACCCACUCGUACGCAGGAGCGGCUUAUAAAGAAGCUCGGUGAGAACGCGUUCGCGUUCCGUCUGACUGUACCAGCGGGCGCGCCUGGUUCCGUGACACUUCAGCCGGCAUUGGAAGACGAGGGGGAGCCUUGCGGCGUGCAUUACUACGUCAAGCUGUUUGUUGGAGAUUCUGAGAUAGAUCGUUCGCAUCGCAGGAGUACGAUCGCCCUCGGCAUUCGGAAGGUCCAAUACGCGCCAAGCAAGCCUGGCCCACAGCCUUGCACCGUCGUCCGCAAGGACUUUGUCCUGUCUCCUGGACAACUAGAGCUGGAGCUGACCCUGGACAAGCAGCUGUACAUGCACGGGGAGAGCAUCGCUGUCAACGUGUGCAUUCGUAACCAUAGCAACAAGGUGGUCAAGCGUAUUAAGGCGGCUGUGCAGCAGGGAGUUGAUGUGGUGUUGUUCCAGAGCGGGCAGUAUCGCAAUAUUGUUGCCAGUGUUGAGACACAGGAUGGAUGCCCACUGCAGCCAGGUUCCAGCUUGCAGCGUGUGCUGCACCUAACUCCAGGCCUGUCGACCAACCGUGACAAGCGCGGCAUCGCCCUCGACGGCCAGCUGAAACGCGGUGACGCCGCGCUUGCGUCUACUACUCUGAUGCUGGACCCAGACCAGCGUGACGCAUUCGGCAUCGUGGUCUCCUACAGCGUCAAGGUCAAGCUGUACCUCGGUGCCCUCGCUGGAGAGCUCGCCGCUGAGCUGCCUUUCAUUAUGAUGCAUCCCAAGGAGGGGCGCGCCAAGAUGAUCCAUGCUGACUCCCAGGCCGACGUGGAGAUGUUCCGGCAGGACACCGUGCAUCAUCAGGAGAGCGUCGAGGUCUACUAGGAUAGGGCCUU